Molecule: messenger RNA, 1260 nt
Organism: Diaporthe batatas
Lineage: Eukaryota; Fungi; Ascomycota; Sordariomycetes; Diaporthales; Diaporthaceae
Exons: 1
Coding region: 1-1260 (419 amino acids)
Source: RefSeq, a predicted model, not a curated record
AUGGCUGCUGGCUACGGGCAGGGUAUGUGGGGUAAUGGACAGAGGGUGGUGGAGGAGCUCGGGACUGGUGACGAUACUGAUACACAAGGAGUUGGUCUUGCUUCGGGGAGACGUUUUUCGAGCGAUCCGCUUCGUUUUACGGGGGUAGAUGUGGGCGAGAGCAUGGUGCGGUCGCGCAGGAAGGCUUACGAGCAACAGUCAGAUGACGACGACGAUACUUCAGACUCGGACCAAGACUCAGAACUCGACGCAGAGAGCGAAACACAGCUUGCUCUAAGAGAAAAGGAAAAUGCUUUGGUGGAGUCUGCACUGCGACGGAUACGACGAGCACAGGCAAAAGGCAAACAGGAGGUCAAACUGAACAAGAAGGAGCUGGCAGCUCUGGAACAGCGGCGCAAGCGAAUGCAGGCCGAAGCUGGCGGGAGCAAGAAGAAAAGGAAGGAGCAGAGAUACGCAGUGCCACUUUCGCAGCUGGGGCCAAUAUCGCAGAAGGAAAACCGGGCCCUCGUGGCGCCUGACGAUACAUUACCUCCCCAUCCCUCGCCUGGAACAUUCGACAGGACACAAGAGGGCAGGUUGCAACCGCCGGUGGGCUGGUUCGCUCACCCACCGUCGUCCCGUCCCGGAACCGCCGACUCUCGCGACUCUCGCAGAUCUUCCGGAAGGGCGUCCGACCGCGAACUCAGCUCAUCCCCUUUCCAGUAUUCUUAUGUCCAGCCGCCCAGCUCACCCUCGAACGCGAGGCAUUCAUCCGACCCUUCCCUACGACAUCGCUCAUCUCGUGGUCCGCUGCCUCACGAAGAAUCCUGGAUGCCGCAGUACGGCGCAUCCGCAUCUACGUCUUCAAUACCAUCAUCGGUUGAUCCUUUUAAAUACAUGACCUCGGGUUCGCAAGCUCCUUAUCAUGCUGGCAAUGCAGCGGGUCGUCGCAAUCGGUCUGGCUCUUCAGUGUACUUGGAUCCCCGCGCAAGCAACGCCCCCCGGCGCCAGUCCAGGCAGAUCAGUCCUGACGACACGGAGAGCGAAGACAGCGAUGAUGAGGAUGACUCUAGCGAUGAUGUGGCUGCAGGAGCGCGCAUUGGGGGCACAAAUGUUGGGCCUUCGAGCGGUCGAGACCAGAUUAUCGUUGAGGAGGAACGUGAGCCUACCCCGCCGCCUCGGCCUGUGACGCGAUCAAAAAAGACCUCAUCAGCUACGUCUUCUCCUAAACGAAAACCUGUGGGCGGUGGAUCCAGCCGCAAGAAAAAGGGCAGCAAAUGA